Molecule: messenger RNA, 2835 nt
Organism: Hemibagrus wyckioides
Lineage: Eukaryota; Metazoa; Chordata; Actinopteri; Siluriformes; Bagridae
Exons: 3
Coding region: 751-2451 (566 amino acids)
Molecular function (GO): GTP binding; ATP hydrolysis activity
Source: RefSeq, a predicted model, not a curated record
AAAGGUAAAACUAAAUAAGAUGCUUAAGGUUCAGCUUUUGUAGAACUCUUAAAUCUAGAUUUGGAUUUACUUAACUAAAAACGUUUUCAUAUAUAUCAAAUGAGUGAUACAAAUUCCAUCGAAGAAAAUAUCACUAUUUAUAAACUACAGUGAAUGUUGGAACCAGUGACUUUUGCAGUGCAGUCUAUUUCGAUUUUAAAACGUGUUACAGAUAAAAUAUUACAGUGACAGAGUGAGUCAAGAUAGUCAAAAGUCAAGCAGAGUCAAGAAGCUUUUGUUGUCAUUUCAACAAUAUGUAGAUGGCACAGUACACCGUGAAAUGAAACGACGUUUCUCCAGGACCCUCAUGCUAUAUAAAACAACAACACAGAGCUACAUAAAACAACACAGAGCUAAGGACUGAAAGUAAAUUGUUCUAGCCACAUAAAGUGCAAUGUGUGCAACCUAGUGCAAACAGUGCAAGACAAAAAGUGCAACAGUGCAAGGUGCAAAAUUGCUAGGUUUUGGACUAGGUAUUAUUUCUGCUUCAUGCCAGGAGGGUGGAAUUUUCACAAUAUCCCUGUGAAGUUAAACAUUCUAAGGAGCAUUUUCAGAAGAAGACAGAGUAACCCUAUUGGGGGGGUUAUUCUGUUUUGCGCAAGGAGAUGACCCUAGCAUUAUGGAAGGAAGGAGCGUGCCACAGUCACUUUCAUGAGGUCAUGCAGUUGUAACGGAAAUUUCUGAUACAUUUGUGGUUAUCAAGCUACCAUUAUGGCUACAGGAUCUCAAGAGACAUCAGUGGUUGUACGUGAUUUAAUACAUAAGAGUGAAUUAAUCACUAAAGGUCCACCUUCACGAUAUCGUCUCCUCACAACCAGAAGUAAUCUUUAUGAAGAUGGCUCAGUGAGAAAAUGGACAUUUGGACAGCGAUGUGUCAAUAUGCAAAACAAAAUCCUACUGAUGGUAGGAGAAACUGGAACAGGCAAAACUACUCUGAUCAACGCCGUGGUAAAUCAUAUACUCGGGGUGAAGUUUACAGAUGAAGUGUGGUUUGAGAUUACAGAAGAGGGAGGAGAUAAUCAAAUGUCAGAUCAGUCAAAAAGUCAAACAACUGAAAUCACUGUGUAUGAGGUGUUUGCCCCAGACAACCCAACCUGUCUUACUAUCAUUGACACUCCAGGUUAUGGAGACACCAGGGGAGUAGAAUAUGACAAACAGACCGCUGAGAAUCUUUUCAAGCUGUUUCGAAAUGACACUGGAGUGAAAGAAAUUGAUGCAGUGUGUCUGGUACUCAAGGCGUCUGAGAAUCAGCUUUCUCAUAGACAGCUGUACAUAUUUGAUACAGUUUUGUCCUUAUUUGGUAAAGACAUAGAGAACAAUAUUGUCAUAUUUAUCACUCACUCAGAUGGAUUGUCUCCAUAUAAUGUUCUCAAUGUCAUAAAGACAGCAGGGAUUCCCUGUAGGAAAAAUGAGAAAGAUGAACCUGAGCAUUUCUUAUUUAACAAUCAUCAAACUGAGGAAAGGAGACUGGAGUAUAACAGAGUUCUCCAGGCAGCUUGGGAUCUAACAGCGGACAGUUUAAAAUACUUCUUCACCUGCCUAAAAGAACAGAACAGAAAAAGCUUAGAGCAGACUGAAAGCAUACUGAUUCAGUCCAAACAACUUGAAGCCUGUAUUUCUAAUCUACAAAAAUGCAUUGAGUUUAUAGAGUGCAAAAGUAAAGAACUGGCUCAGAUUCAGAAAGGUCUUUGGGAAGACCAAGAAAAGAUUAAGAGAAAUGAAAACUUUACUUUUACAGUCACCAAAUAUCACAAAGAAAAAGUUUCCACUGCCGAUGCUUCACGGUGGGACAGAAAUGUGACCAGUUGCUCUGUCUGUAUGGACAACUGUCAUGAGUAUGGCUGCUGGAGUGCCCCGGAUGCUUGGUGGUGUUAUGUCAUGAAAAAUGACCACUGCACAGUAUGCACAGGUAAAUGUCACUACACUAAACAUGUCAGAGAGAACAAGAAAUAUGUUACACGUGCCACACAGAUCACAGUGUCUUUCAAUGAUCUCAAAAAGCAAUGUGAAAGCAACAGAAAACCAGAAUCAGAUAUAAAGUUUGACUCGGAGUCCUUUGAAAAUGUCAGAAAGGAGAUUGAAUGCAACAAGAAACAGGAAGAGGAGAAAUUAAACAUAGAGAAGAGACUAAAAAACGAACUGACCAAAAGGGAAAAGGAAAAAGCUGAUCUUGCGUACAAAGCCUACAACGCCAUCAUGAAACUGUCUGAGAUUGCUUUAAAGCCAGACUCUACUUUCAUUGUUCAGUGUCUCGACUUCUUGAUCCCUCGAGCUGAGGAAAUUGGAAAACUCAACUACUCAGCUCCUCAGAAACUAAGAGAGCUGAGGAGAAUUCAGCCUGAAUCAGAGGAAAGAGUUAAUGCUGCAAUGGCAUAUGCAAGAGCAGGUCUCAAUAAACUGUAUGUAAAAUAAAUAAAUCGAGGAGAUUAUAUAUGUCCAUGUAACAUGAUGUAAUACAGAGGGAAUAAUGAACUAGUCUGUAUCAAGUGUGCAUGUUUUGUAUACGUUUAAAUGCAUUGUUUAUUCAUUAAUGCUGUUGUUUAUUAUUUUACUUUUUCAGUAGUUAUUUGAAACUUUUUUUGAUGAGCUAUUAUGAUUGUUUAACCUAUAGCACAGGAAUUGUUUUUACUUUGCAUGUACCAUAUUACUUGUGAAUUUGUACUGUUCAUGCAUAGACGUUUAUCCUUUCCUUAUUGUCCUAACUUGAUAUAUAGUUAAUUAGCUCAUAUUGUUAAUUCCACUACUGCUAGUGUUCUCUGUGUAACUAUCUGUCUAUCUGACCUUCUCACAAUAAAU